Molecule: messenger RNA, 558 nt
Organism: Peronospora matthiolae
Lineage: Eukaryota; Oomycota; Peronosporomycetes; Peronosporales; Peronosporaceae
Source: the annotation of a GenBank genome assembly
AUGGAACAACAAUCUGCGAUGGUAGCACGACUCGAGGAACUCGAGAGAGAACGACUGACGCUUCCAGCACCAACAGAAACAACGUUUGGGCCAGGCAGUACUGAGACAAGAGCUAUGGUGCCAACGAAGAGACUAGCAGAAACGUUCAGAUCCCCGUCCAUGCGAAUGACGCAUGGGAGACCCAUGGAGGUUGACGACCCGCGCAACGCGAGCGUCAGGACGGAAAGAAGAGCACUGCGACAAGAGCAGCAGCAGCACUUCCAACAACUUGCGGCUGCGCGCGAAGGCCUGCGAGUCGCCGCAGAAGCCCAAGGCAUGCAGCUGCGAGCAGUGGCAGAAGCACAAGAGACACAGCAAGCGGAGCAGCGAGCUGCUAUCCAAGCUGCGCACGGACAACUACAGCAGGUCGAACGACACCUGCUGAGCAAAGCAGAGCUCCAGAGGCAACAAAGAGAAGCCUUGGCGGCGCAGCUGGAAGCUCAAGGGCGCGAAGUCGCGCAAUCUCAAGCACGUAUGCAAUCGGAGCGAGAAGCGCUUGCACUACAACACGACCAGUAG